Messenger RNA from Bactrocera tryoni, 1631 nucleotides. RefSeq lists its product as uncharacterized. The transcript is spliced from 2 exons. The record is from RefSeq and is a predicted model, not a curated record. The coding region runs from base 37 to 1206 and encodes 389 amino acids. NCBI's taxonomy places the organism in Eukaryota, Metazoa, Arthropoda, Insecta, Diptera, Tephritidae.
CAUUGGUGUGUGGUAUAGCAUUUUUUCGCUGAGAGAAUGUGGAAGAAAGCGACGCUGCCACUGCUGCUGCUGCUGCUCACCGCAUUACUCUUGGCACAGUUGGUCGCUGCGGUAUCAACUCGAACGGCGGCAGGCCAUGGAGAAGCCAUCAGUACCAGUAGUAGUAGCACAGAGCGUUUCGUAGAGACAGCACUGGAUCUUAAUGACAAAGAGGAUGAAGAUGCCGACGAAGCAACAGUUGAGACAUACGAAGACGACGAGGAGGACACAGAGCGCGGUGCAGCGAGCAGGACAAGGCAUGCGACACCACAAUUUAUGAAAACAAUGCCAAACAACGAAGAAGUAGGCGAUAGUGAAGAGGUGCGCGAAAGCGAAGAGGCGAGCACACAACUGCGGGACGAUGAGCGUGGAGGGCAAGACGAUGGCAUAGCAGUAGCGAACGACGAGGGUAGUGGCGGCAAUGAUGGUAGUGGUGGUGAAGGUGCCGCUGCUAGUGCCAGUGCCAUUAAUGGUGAUGAUGACGUUGAUGGUGUUGGUGUUGAUGUUGGCGAUGCUAGUGAAGAAACGAGCGAAGUGUCGUCAGUUGAGCAGCGCGAACGCGAUCGGCUUGCGUCUAUAAUGAUGCGCGAAGUCACACGACUGAUUGAUUAUGCAUUGGAGCAACAGAGAUCGGUCGUCAACCAGUUUCUGCAAGACGAAACAAUCGAGAUGGUGAAGUGUGCGACAAUGGAGGCGGUGAAACAGAGCUGCGUCGCAUUCAUGGCGGAUGUGCGAGAGGCACUCAAGCUGAACAAAGGAAAUGAUUUUCCGACACAACUGGCACAGUUCGGUGUGAAAACAUUGAUGGCAAGAGAUUUCGAAAUGUUUGUGCAGCUGCACAAUACGACGCGCAUAAAGCAGCCGACAGCGGAAAAUGUGAUUAUUGAUAAUGCGUUCCGUAAAGCGGGCGUGUUGCAAAUCGAAGUGGAGUUGCAAAAACGAUUUGUGGCGUUCACCAAACUUUUCAACAGCACAGUGGGUGAAUAUGUCGAAAAGUUGCUGGCGAAUGAGCAACAGCAGCAGCGGAGCGAUUUCGAUGAAUCGCUGGUGGAUUGGUAUCGGAAAUAUGGCGCAGCGACGAAUGUGAGCAGUCAAGUGAUUGUCUUGACCAAAUUUCUGCCACUGUAUAAAGAUGUGUUUCACAAGAUGAAAAUGGAUGCGGAUUGAGCGAUGUUGAGGAGGGUUCAGUGUGAAAAAACCUGCAGGCGCUAAGUAAUAUAAUGCUAGUGUUAAGGAGAAGCAAAAUUUUAUUUUUAUUACUAAUACUAAUGUCGUAUGCCGCUAAGUAAGUUAGUGUAUAAUAUUUGUUUACAUCUAAGCGUUGUGCCGUAAGUUUUACCUAUGUAAAUAAAGUAUUAUUAAUUAAUUAGACGUAAGUGCCAUACAAGCAUUGCAUUUAAUACUCCUUCAAAAUUGUUUGGUUUUUUUUUUUUAAUUUUAAGCAGCUGCCAAGUAAUAAAUCAAACUGCAAACAUAUUUUGUUCAAAUUAUAGUAAUCAUUAGACGAGUAGUACAUACAUACAUACAUAUAUGCUUAACAAAACUCAUAUGUUCAGUAAAAUUGUGCCCAAUAAAAUACAACUAAUUUUAAA